AUGCGCCAAGAGGCGGACUGGAAGGGGCGUGGCUUGUGCUGAUUUCGCGCGAAAAUUCUUUCUGCCUUUCCUCCCGCAGCGUGACUGUUUCCGGAGCGGUGCUGUUUAUGUGUUUGCGGCUUGUGGUCCCGCAGUGUUCGGUUCUGCAGCGGCGGCGGCAACAUGUCCCAGGCUCGGGUCACAGACUUCUUCUGUCAGAGAAAGAAAGGAGGCAGAGGAGCGGCGAAGGAGGCGGCGGGGAAGCAGCGCAGCGGCGCCGGGAGAGGCUCCUCAGCCACCAGCCUCAGACAUGGAGACAAAGACUCUCUCUGCUCCUCCUCGGUCCAUGAGGAAUUUGUCCGAGUGAUCGACGAGGCAGCGGGGCUGCUUAAUGACGGAGAGCCCGCCUUUACCAAACCCAGCACGGCCAUCUCCAGUCCCCGGACUCCCAAGAGGAGCUCGGCCGACGCGGAGUUUGAUCUGGGGGCUGCUGUGUUUUCGGCCACCGCGGAGCACUCCUCGGUCAAAAAGAGACGGCAAGCCGGAGGGGACAAGGACGCCGGGGCAGCUGAGAACUCCACAAGGACAGCCCGGAAGAAGCUGGUCCUCCCUGAGAAGACACCACCGGCUCUUUGUAAGGAGGACAUCGCUGCGCUCAAGUCUCGCCUUCACAGGAUCAAGAAACAGGCCGAGGACAUGGGCAGCCCCACGUCCUCUGCUUCCUCCUCCCCAGCAGCGUCCGACCUUGCCGCCCCGACUCCCCCCACAGCCGGCAGGCCCUCGGCCACCGAGGCCAAGCCCCCCAGGUUCUCGGUGGCUCGGGCCAGAGAGCUGGCAGCUAAAGCCCAGAGGAGGAAGGAGGAGGAGAGGGGAGCCGGGGAGAUCAAGCCCGCCGAGACCCAAACCGCUGACAGCACCGAGCUGCCAGCAUACCAGCGGUACCACACCCUCGCCCAGGCCGCACCCCCGGGCCUGUCCCUGCCGUACCAGUACAAGAUCCUGGCCGAGAUGUUCCGGAGCAUGGACACGGUGGUCGCCAUGUUGUACAACCGCUCGGAGACGGCCACCUUCGGCAAGAUCAAGCAGGGGGUUCAGGACAUGAUGCACAAGAGGUUCGAGGAGAGCCACGUGGGUCAGAUAAAGACUGUGUUUCCUGAAGCAUACGCCUUCAAACAGGAGAAGAACAUCCCCACCUUCAACAGCAGCAUCUCCAAGGGGAGCUACCAGCUGACGGUGGAGCCCGUCCUCACCUCUGACCAGAAUGAAGCUCGGCCCGUACUGUCCGCCUCCCGUCUCCUGGAGAGAAGAAAAGUCUUUCACCAGAACCUGAUCUCUAUCGUCAAGCAGCACCACACGAACUUCCUGUCCUUGUUGGUCCCUCCGGUCUCUGUUCCAGAGGACAUGCUGACCCGCUGGCAUCCUCGCUUUAAUGUAGACACCGUCCCCACCAUCCGGGUCAGUCCGCUGCCUCAGGUUCCUCACGCAGACAAACUGUCCACGGCACAGGAGGUUCUGGAGAAGGCCCGGUCCCUCAUCCCUCCCAAGAUGGAGAAGGCUCUGGUUUCUCUGGCCAGGAACACAGAAGACAAAGACGGAGAAAGUACCAAACCGAUAAGUUCUCAGAACCCAAACGUUCCUCAAACUCCAGCUUCUGCUGCAGCCCAGGUGCCGUCCUCCCUGAAGGGGGUGUCCCAGUCCCUGCUGGACAGGAUUCGGGCCAAAGAGGCCCAGAAGCUUCAGGCAGCCAUGACCCGGAACCCUGCUCAGGAGGAGCGGCUGCUGAUGAUGUCCCGGCUCGGAGAGCUGGCCAGGAUCCUUCGAAACGUGUUUGUUGCAGAGAAGAAAGCAGCGCUAAUCAUGGAGGUGGCGUGUAACCGCAUGGUGGGGAGCUACAGAUCUGCUCUGAGUUCAGGUGACAUGGAGAAACACAUCCGGCUCCUGGCAGAAGUGGCCCCUGAUUGGCUGAGCAUUCAUCCCAUCAGGAAGGAUUUCUACCUGAAGCUGAACAAGACGGUGGAGCUGGGCCUGGUUCUGGACAAACUGAACCGCAGCCUGAAAGAGGAGGAGAGGCUCUGAUGGACUCAAAGUUCGGCCUUUUUGCUGUGAAAUCAAAGCCGAUGCAUGAGCAGCUGGGAGUUUUUCUGGUUUACCUGCACAUUAGUCUGGAGACGAUCUCAGCUGACCCCACCUUUUCUAUUCAUGCUGCGUUGAUCAGACCCAUAUCUGGUAUUUCGGCUGUGUUGUAAAAAGUUUUUUUUUUUUUUUUUUCCUUUACCAGAUUUUGGUUGUAAUGUUUUAUAUUUUCCUAUAAAGGGGCAGUUCCUCUAGGCAUCACUUUUUUAAAGUGAACUACUGGUGGUGUUUGAGAAUGGUGUGGCACAUGUUAAGAGUGCAGUUUGUUGCUGUUUACAUCUUAACACACAGUGUGUGUGGUGUGUGUUGUAAAGUGUGUUUUACAGUACAGAUUCUAGUUCCAAUUAAACAUCAGUGAAAUGAGCAAUGGGCUGGGUGUGUUGCUGUAAUCCCAUUGGUUAGGGUCGCAUGUACAAUGUCAGAUUGAGCUUCCUUCUGUCUGAUUGGUCAAUACCUGUACAGGGGAAAUGAUCCCACAGCAGCAGCAUACAGUCCCAGGCAAUCAACAAAACAUUGAAAGAUUGAUUUCCUUCAGUAGUAUUCCCAUUAAAAUCAAACUCUUAUGGCUUCUAUCACUUUAUUUGAAUGUGACAGACCAGUAAAGACUGUUUCAUACAGAAAUGUGGGCCUACUGAGCUGUAGGUCCACAUACUGUACAGUAGCUGUGCUCAGUACUUGCUCUGAAUUUUGGGUUUAAAGAAUAAACUGAGCCAGAAUCCUCAAAAUAACCGGAUGUUAACCCCUGUGACUAUAUGGUAUACUACUGUGUGGUUAAUGAAUCUGUAGAAUGUAAUGAGUUUGUCUCCUGAUUAAAUUACUGAACUAAAAGAUCAA
Molecule: messenger RNA, 2946 nt
Organism: Fundulus heteroclitus (mummichog)
Lineage: Eukaryota; Metazoa; Chordata; Actinopteri; Cyprinodontiformes; Fundulidae
Gene: cdt1
Product: chromatin licensing and DNA replication factor 1
Exons: 9
Coding region: 163-2055 (630 amino acids)
Biological process (GO): DNA replication preinitiation complex assembly; DNA replication checkpoint signaling; regulation of DNA-templated DNA replication initiation
Cellular component (GO): nucleus
Molecular function (GO): DNA polymerase binding; DNA binding
Source: RefSeq, a predicted model, not a curated record